Cyanidioschyzon merolae strain 10D is the source of this 846-nucleotide messenger RNA. Its product is annotated as similar to protein-S-isoprenylcysteine O-methyltransferase. The transcript has a single exon. The record is from RefSeq and is a predicted model, not a curated record. NCBI's taxonomy places the organism in Eukaryota, Rhodophyta, Bangiophyceae, Cyanidiales, Cyanidiaceae. Gene Ontology annotation, molecular function: protein C-terminal S-isoprenylcysteine carboxyl O-methyltransferase activity. Gene Ontology annotation, cellular component: endoplasmic reticulum. Gene Ontology annotation, biological process: C-terminal protein methylation. The coding region runs from base 1 to 846 and encodes 281 amino acids.
AUGACUUUUCUUGCGGGAGAUGAGCUUGCCUUUGUGCCAGCGGCACUGUGUCGUGAAACGCUCUCGCCACUGUGGGGGCGAUCAACGAGCCGCCGGCACUCCGGGAGGACUGGUUUGGCUUGUACUCCAAGUUCGCGUGCACAGCGAGCAACGCUGCUGAUGCGGAAGGUCGACGAAGCGCCUAAAGCGAGUAAAAGCGCACCUGAAAUUGUAGAUGCGACUCCAGCAAACGAGUCUGUAACUGUUGAACUGGGAGAGAAACUGCAAAAGGUAUUGGAAAGCAUCGAGAAAAUACCCGAAGCAAUUUCGAAGAAAAUAGCUAAUUUCGACGUGGAAAAGUUUUCUCGUGAUUCAGCUGCAUACUGGAAAAGAGUCUUAGACAACACGGUGGCCGGCGAAUGGUUCAAUCGCGGUGAGACUUACGUUGUUAUACAACUUGCUCUCAUACUACUGAUUUUGCGCGAUCCAGGAGCACUUGAUCCCGUCUUCGGUUUCCUUAUGGGGCCUGUGCCUCUUUUCCUGGGCAUAUACGUUGUCGUGCAGGCUAUCCGAGAGCUCGGUCCUGAGAAUUUUGUGCCUUGGGUGAAGCCGCCGGCGAGCGCCGCUCUGAAAACUGACGGCUUGUACGGCCUCAUGCGGCAUCCGAUCUAUACUGGGAUAGUUCUGACCAGUUUUGGAUUUUCAACGGUUUCGCAUUCUCCGGAACGUUUAGUUUUAACGUUAGCGCUGUUUUACUUCUUCACUCGCAAAGCAACUGAAGAGGAGAAAUAUCUUAUUGAGCGCUUCGGCAAAGAGUAUGAAGAGUAUGCCGCGCGAGUGAAGGCUUUCAUUCCAAACGUGUUUUAA